This is a messenger RNA of Triticum dicoccoides, 2869 nucleotides long. RefSeq names its product transcription termination factor MTEF18, mitochondrial-like. Gene Ontology annotation, biological process: regulation of DNA-templated transcription. Lineage: Eukaryota; Viridiplantae; Streptophyta; Magnoliopsida; Poales; Poaceae. The coding region runs from base 306 to 2201 and encodes 631 amino acids. Gene Ontology annotation, molecular function: double-stranded DNA binding. The transcript has a single exon. The record is from RefSeq and is a predicted model, not a curated record.
CCCCCCGCAUCGCCCGCAGCUCCCAAACCCCAGGUCCUCCCAGCCGCCUCGACGCCGUCGCCGUCGCCGUCAUGGCAGCCGCUCGUCCCGCUGCGCGCCGACCUCCAGCUGCUCGCGCGUGACCUGCGCCCUGACGCAGGCUGCUACCGCGCGACCCUGUUUCGUCUGAGCCUCCGACGUCGUCUUGGCCCCCUGGAAUCUGCGACGUGUGCAAGCGUCAGCGGCACGCCGUGGAGCAGAGCCCCCUCCGGCCCUCCCCCGGUUGGUCCUGAAGCUGGCGCGAUUCCCGUUGCUUCGUUUUCGCCAUGAACAACCACCUCCGUGCCGCAUUAAGCGCAGCCCGGCUCCGGUGGGCUCCCGGUGCCCUCGACAAACCCUCCAGAGUGCCGCCGUGCUGUGCUGCCAGUUGGCGGCAUGUCCAAGGAUCAUUCCCGGCUUCGGAUCGGGUUGCUCCUGAUCAUGGGGUUCAGCGGCGGCCCUAUUCAGCUGCUCCCAUCCACAGCGAGGGGGAAACCUUGGUGGAUGAGGAGGAGGACGAGGUGGAUCGGAAGAUCAGGCAAAUGGAGAGGAGGCGGGAGGUCCGCGCCGCGCAGAAGACGUUCAUGGAGUACCUCCAUGUCACGCGCGGCAUGUGCUUCAGCGACGCCGAGCAUAUAAGCAAGCGCUCGCCUGUCUACCUGAGCAAGCUGCUGGAGGAGGUGAAGGACGCCCUGAAGGAGCCCCCGGAGGGGGGAACCGAGCUGGUCUUCAGGUCCAAGGUGAAGAAGAGGGACAUGAAGGACGAAAGGGUCAGCAAGGCCCUGGUGCGGUUAUUUCAAUUCAAUCCUGUCAACGAGUUUGAGCCCUUUUUGGAGAGCAUCGGCCUCAGACCGAGCGAGUGCAGUGCGUUCUUGCCUCGGGAUCUCAUGUUUCUUACGGACGAUGAGAUGUUGCUCGGCAACUUCCGCCUGCUUUGCAAUUACGGCAUUGCGCGCAGGAAGAUAGGGAGGAUAUACCGGGAUGCUAUGGAGGUCUUUAGUUUUGGCCAUGGUGUGCUUGCAUCUAAGCUGAAGGCCCUUGAGGAACUUGGGUUCAGUAGGACCAGUGUGAUCAAGCUCGUAAUUGCUACUCCUGUUGUAUUGGUUCGUGACCCGAAUGUGGAAUUGAAGAUCCUGGAGUGGCUAGACGACAUUGGAAUCCAGCGGGACUGGAUUAGUCAAUUCUUAUCUGCUAAGAAGUCGUAUGAUUGGAGAAAGAUGGUCCGAGUUCCUCAGUUCUUCAUUAACUUGGGAUUUACUAAGGAAGGUGUUGGUAAAUUGGUCAGGCAAAAUCCAGAUUUCUUGUUGGAUGGUUCAGGAAAGAUGCUAUUUACAGCGGUUCUCAUGAUGCUAAAAGCGGGAUGUGGAAAAAAGGAGCUGUAUGAUCUUUUUAUGGACUUCCCAAAUGUGUCGGUCGAGGAUUUCACAAGUAACCUACGGAGGGGAAUGCUGUUCUUAGCUGAGAUUGGCAUAAGUGAUAAGGAUGUUAACAAGUUUGUUCUUUCUCAUGGAUUAAUCCUUGGUUCUGCCCCAUUGAAGAUGCCAAACAGCAUUGUUACAAAUCUCAAUGUGGGAAAGAGGCGCCUGCGCAAGAUUAUACUGGAGGACCCGAAACUGUUGAUGAGUUACACAUUAGGGUCAAAAGUCAGCCAGCUACCAAAAAUUGACCCCUUUGAAGCAUCAUUCAGUGAGAGAAUAAAAUUCUUGAAAAGCAUAGGAUUUGUUGAAGGCUCUGAAGAUAUGAAGAAGGCACUCAAAACCUUCCGUGGUAAAGGUGACGAACUACAAGAUCGGUACGAGUUCUUAGUGAACAAUACUGGGUUGGACCCAAAAGAUGUAGUAAACAUGAUCAAGCUGGCUCCACAGGUUCUGAACCAGAGGAUUGAUGUGCUCGAGUCAAAGAUAUCCUUCCUUGUAAAUGGUUCAGGGUAUACUGUGAGUGAUCUGGUUGCUUUCCCUGCUUACCUGUCAUUUACCGUAGAAAGAAGCAAAGUCAGGAUUCUCACGUACAAGUGGCUGCUAGAAAGGGGGGUGGUUAGGCCCCGGCCGGCUCUAAGCACGAUCCUUGCUUGCUCAGACAAAUGUUUCAUGAGCUAUUUUGUGAAGAAGCAUCCCAUGGGUUCUGAAGUUUGGGAAAACUACAAGAGGGAAGUAACUAAGGACAAAAACAUGCCUUGUAGUUGAGAUCAUUAGCACCCUUGCCUUUGAUGAAUUAACUUUUUUCACUGUCUACAUUUGCUCACGUAAUGCUAUUCUUUGAUAAUUAGUGGCACAUCAGCUGUCCUCUUUCUGGAUGGUGUUUCUUCUCUGCUGCAGGAACUGACUUAGCUUGUGCUGGGUGAUUGUUCCAGGAAGAAGAUUCAGUAAACUAUUGGACCAUGUUUUUGAAAGUUUCUACAUAUUAGAGUUUGAUCAACUUCAGAAAAGAAAAAAAGCAGUAGUUGGUCCCCGUCCAAUGGUAGUGCUGAUCUAUUUCACUUUUCCUGCCUACGGGGGAAAUAUUAUAGAUGCUUCAGUAUGAUAUGGGCUAAAUCUCAAAAACCUUUCUGUCAAGUAUUACUUCCGUCCCAAAUUAGCUGUCUUAGAUUUGUCUAGAUACGGAUGUAUCUAACACUAAGACAACUAAUUCGGGAUGGAGAGAGUAUUUGAUACUUUCAGCUUGUUAUAUCUUUGGAAAUGGCCAGUGUCCUUGGUAGGUGCUAGUGGCAAGGGAAGAAAAAGAUUUGCUGCUUUUAGUUUGUUUCGGAUUUGCCGUCAACACAUUUUUGUAUAGAGAGAUGCUGUUAAUACAAUUUUGGUGCUAGGCAUCGCAGCAGUGAUCAUGUAUACCUCAUUUUCAUCACAUGUACCCU